CCCUGUAUAUUGUUUGGUAACCAAUAAAAAUGUUACGUUGGCUAACCUGUUUAACACGUUUUUUCAUUUCUGACAAUUGACAAUAUUCUUUUCCUCUUUUCAGCAUUGCUAUUAAUUGUGAAACAUGAGCUCCUUAAAGCUCCAAAAGAGGUUAGCCGCCUCUGUUAUGAGAUGCGGUAAGAAAAAGGUCUGGUUAGAUCCUAAUGAAAUUAACGAGAUCGCAAACACCAAUUCUCGCCAAAAUAUUCGCAAGCUAAUUAAAGAUGGUCUUAUUAUCAAAAAACCGGUCGCAGUCCACUCGCGCGCUCGCGUUCGUAAAAAUACUGAAGCUAGGCGCAAAGGCAGACACUGCGGGUUCGGUAAAAGGAAAGGUACAGCCAACGCUAGAAUGCCACAAAAGGAACUGUGGAUACAACGAAUGAGAGUGCUGAGGCGUUUAUUGAAGAAAUACCGCGAGGCCAAAAAGAUUGAUAGGCACUUGUAUCAUUUAUUGUACAUGAAGGCCAAGGGUAAUGUGUUUAAGAACAAGAGAGUAUUAAUGGAGUACAUUCAUAAGAAGAAGGCGGAGAAAGCAAGAACGAAGUCUUUGCACGAUCAGGCUGAAGCGAGGCGAUUGAAAGUUAAGGAAGCACGUAAGCGACGAGAAGAGAGAAUUGCCCUCAAGAAACAGGAAGUCAUUCAAAAUUAUCAAAAGGAAGAUGAGGCGGCUGCAGCAGCAGCAGCAGCAGCCCAAAAAUAAAUAUUUCUUUUGUAAUUUUGUUGGACUUAAAUAAAGCUCUUUAUUUAU
Molecule: messenger RNA, 787 nt
Organism: Photinus pyralis (common eastern firefly)
Lineage: Eukaryota; Metazoa; Arthropoda; Insecta; Coleoptera; Lampyridae
Product: 60S ribosomal protein L19-like
Exons: 3
Coding region: 125-739 (204 amino acids)
Biological process (GO): translation
Cellular component (GO): cytosolic large ribosomal subunit; ribosome
Molecular function (GO): structural constituent of ribosome; RNA binding
Source: RefSeq, a predicted model, not a curated record